Molecule: messenger RNA, 2586 nt
Organism: Bolinopsis microptera
Lineage: Eukaryota; Metazoa; Ctenophora; Tentaculata; Lobata; Bolinopsidae
Product: beta-lactamase-like protein 3
Exons: 12
Coding region: 280-1956 (558 amino acids)
Source: RefSeq, a predicted model, not a curated record
GCCAGGACCGUAAUGCAACUGAUUAUGGAUUAAGUUUAAAGUUCUCGUCGAGUAAAAGAAGAUCUGUAGCAGCGGCAUUGAAAGAACUCCAAGAAAAAAGACACAUCUUCAAGUCACAGAUCAGAAACCUAUACAAAUCAAGUAAAGAUUGACUUAUUCAUCACAAACCUGAGGAAUAACUGACAGUGACAGGGUGAGAGUAUUUGAUUUGUAUCUACUAUUAAGUGGGAUAUUAUCGAGGACUACCAACAAAGAGCCGGAUUGAACGACUAAUGUAGGAUGCUGGGUGUACUGUUACUCCUACCCCUGCAUUUAGUGGUGGCUGAUGAGUAUGACGCUCUCUUCAAAAAGAUGAUGGAUUGCAACCCUAGUACGGCGGCUUUCGCUAUAAGUGCUGUGAAAGAUGGAAAGUUGGAGUUGAAUAGAGCCUACGGUAAGGCUAACAGAGAAAAAAACAUUGAUGUCACCAACAAUACCAGGUUUAGUAUAGGGUCGAUAUCUAAAGAGUUUACUGGUUACAUGGCUGGUAAACAAGUGCUAGAAGGUCACUACGACUGGCAGGAGAAGAUUACAGAUAUAUUUGCCAAGAAAAACGUUAAAAUGUCCAUGCAAGGUGCCUUUAGGAACAAAACGUGCACGCUAGAAGAUGCCAUGACGCACAGAACUGGUAUUAAGAUGCACGACUGGUUACUCACAGACGACAGGGACAUCUCCCGAUCAGAUUGGGUCACCAAAUUUAUCCCACUUUUCCAAGAGGAAUUGGAGAUGAGAUCUUCAUUUUACUACAAUAACUGGUUUUACACUCUGGUGGGAUACAUCGUGGAGUUGUUCGGAGGGAAAUCAUUCGAGAAACAGGUAAAAGAGUCAAUAUUUGAUCCGCUGGAAAUGAAACAAUCAUGUUUUGUGUCUGACGACGAGUUCGACGCGUUAAGCGAGAAAGACUUUGCUCAGCCGUACCAGGAAGGAGAGGACCGCAGUACUCUGUACCCCGUCCCUAAAGAGGCCAUGAAGUUCAUAGGGAUACACAACCCAGCAGGUGGCAUCAUAUCUACAGCGGGUGAUAUGGCCAAGUUCAUGAUCGGUGUUAUAGACGCACUGAACGGUGAAGAUGGAGCCGUGCUGAGCAAGGACGUUAUGGAGAGUAUAACAGAGCCAAAGACACUGAUGGGUAUGCAGUUAGGGGACUCCACAUUAAUAGAGAAACCUACCUUCAACGCUACCUUCAAAGACAGUGGUUAUGCUUAUGGGCACAUCAUCGGAACAUACAGAGGGUACAAGUACGUUAACCACGGAGGUUCCACCUACGGGCACUACAGCCUCAUCACUGUAAUCCCUAGUCUAAAGAUAGGUGUGUUCACCGUGAUAAGUGGCAACAACUACAAGAACACUAAUAUGUGGAGGAUGCAGAAGCCCAUGCAGAUCUACAUGCUUGAUAAGUUGAUGAAGCAAGACGUGUGGCUGGACGCAGAAAAUGCUUGUACCUUCCCCAAACCAUGGAUUGGAGAAAACACUGACACUUUUGAAGGGGCAAAGAGAAAGGUGGAAGAGGAAAUAGUCGAUAAACCAUUGUCCGUGGAAGAGGCUGAGUAUGUCACAGGAAAUUACUCAAAUCCAGUUUAUCCGACAAUGAAAUUGAAGCUGGAGGAUUCUCAAUUAAAGUUUGAAAUGGGCAAUUCCAACGGCACAAUAAUCCGAACACCCGGAGAAAAUGAAAACAGAUUAAAGAUAAUCCUGAACAUGCCGGUAGACCCUCUAAACCUACCCGAGAAGGAGAAGAUGGUAGCCUACUUGAUAUACCCGACUGCGCCUUUAACUGCUAAUAAGGUUGAGAAUUUAGAAUUUGAAAUGGGACAAGAGAGAUACCAGUUCACCAGAAACGGUUCAGACACUCAUCACCUCUCCGUAUUUCUUGUGAUCGGAGCAUUUAUAAUCAAACUGUUAUCAAAUAACUGUUAAUUUAGAUAAGAAUACACGAAAUGUACUGACUAAAACUAAAUUCAGUAGCCAAUUUAAUUUCAGCUAGUUUUCCAUAGGAAUAGGAUCAAGGGUCACAGAUUUAAAUAUCAUCGUCAUAAUUCAUAUUAUGCCAUGAUGCUAAAUAGUUUGCAUUUCCGAUUACUUUGCUCAACAGCAACAUUUUGAAACCGUCACUGCACGUUUCAUCGAUAACGUGUUCUAUUUAUUACAUAUUUGAAAUUUUCUCUGAAAUCAAGAGAAGUAACUGUAAGUUUAUAAGUAGAUUAUCUUAUUAAAUUCUUUUGUUAGCUCCUCAACUCUAGUUUUUUUGUCGUAAAAAUUAAAAUGUUAACCGGUUUUUGUUUUCGUUGUGAUUGUUUUUAGUAAAAUUUAUAUGUCCGUUCACGCAAUAUUUAGUUUAUAAGUAGAUUAUCUUAUUUAAUUCUUUUGUUAGCUCCUCAACUCUAGUUUUGCUUGUCGUAAAAAUUUAAAUGUUAACCGGUUUUUGUUUUCGUUGUGAUUGUUUUUAGCAAAAUUUAUAUGUCCGUUCACGCAAUAUUAGUCCAAAUUACGUCCAAUAAAGUAAUCAAAAAUAUUCUGUAUUCAAUUGAUUAAUUAAAUUUAAUAAAU